This is a messenger RNA of Jaculus jaculus (lesser Egyptian jerboa), 972 nucleotides long. RefSeq names its product olfactory receptor 6C74. Gene Ontology annotation, molecular function: olfactory receptor activity; G protein-coupled receptor activity. The transcript has a single exon. The record is from RefSeq and is a predicted model, not a curated record. Gene Ontology annotation, biological process: G protein-coupled receptor signaling pathway. The coding region runs from base 34 to 972 and encodes 312 amino acids. Gene Ontology annotation, cellular component: membrane. Lineage: Eukaryota; Metazoa; Chordata; Mammalia; Rodentia; Dipodidae.
UUCAUUUCUAAUUUUUUAAUAUAGAGGUCAGCUAUGAAAAACCACACAUCAGUGACAGUCUUCAUUCUUCUUGGAUUGACAGAUGACCCACAAUUACAGGUGGUCAUUUUUCUUCUACUUUUUUUCACAUACAUGCUGAGUAUUGUGGGGAACCUAACUAUCAUCACUCUCACCCUCUUUGAUUCUCAUCUCAAGAUACCCAUGUAUUUUUUCCUUCGGAAUUUCUCAUUUUUGGAAAUCUCAUUCACAACUGUCUGCAUCCCCAAAUUCCUUGUUAGUAUGGCCACAGGUGAUAAAAACAUUUCUUAUAAUGAUUGUGCAGCACAGCUGUUUUUCACUAUUCUCUUGGGGGCAACUGAAUUUUUUCUUCUGGCUGCCAUGUCCUAUGACCGCUAUGUGGCCAUCUGCAAACCCCUGCAUUACCUGACCAUCAUGAGUAGCAGAGUCUGCAAUCUGCUGGUCUUUGCUUCCUGGUUGUCUGGUUUCCUGAUAAUUUUCCCACCACUCCUUAUGGGGCUCCAGCUUGAUUUCUGUGCAGCCAACACCGUUGACCACUUCUUCUGUGACGUCUCUCCUAUUCUUCAACUCUCCUGCACACGAACAGACACUAUCGAACUGAUAAUGCUUUUCUCUGCCAUUUUGACUCUCCUGGUUACGCUGGUGCUGGUGGUCCUUUCCUACACACACAUCAUCAGGACCAUUCUAAGAAUCCCUUCUGCUCAGCAGAGGAGGAAAGCCUUUUCUACAUGCUCAUCACACAUGGUUGUUGUAUCCAUUUCGUACGGCAGCUGCAUCUUCAUGUAUGUGAAGCCCUCUGCCAAGGAAAGAGUGUCCUUAAAUAAAGGCAUAGCUCUGCUCAGUACAUCUGUGGCACCCAUGUUGAACCCUUUCAUUUAUACACUGCGGAACAAGCAAGUGAAAGAUGCUUUCAAACACAUGACAAAAAAGAUUGAAGUUUUCUCAAAAAAGUGA